AUGCCCCGCAACCUCGCCCGCCUGCGGUACAGGCUGCCGCCUGCGCCCGUGUCGUUCGAGGGCAUUGACGCGGGCCGCGUCCGCCUGCUGGAGAACAAGGUCGCCCAGUACGUGGUGCGCCAGUCGAACCCGCGCCACGUCAAGCUCCAGACGGUGGUCAACGCAAAGGCAAAGCCGCUGCCGACGGGCAAGUCCAUGGUGCGGCCCAUCAAGCCGUACACGCUGCGCGACGUGGUCGACCCCGAGGGCACCGCGCGCCACGGCCAGAUCAUCUACGUCUUCCGCAGCAUCAAGACGAACCAGGUCAUCUACUCGCUGCAGGAGCUGCUGGACGACCACCACCUCGCCCAGCUGCCCUUCAUCGGCAAGCACUCGGUCCCCGCCCAGCUGCGGCCGGACGAGUGGACGCCGCACUGCGUCAUCGCGUUUGCGACGCCCGAGCAGGGCCACAAUGCCUUCCGCAAGCUGCGUGAGUUUCGCAAGCUGCACGAGGUCUCGUGGGAGAAGACGAACCCGGGCUGGAAGCAGCUGAAGAUUGAGCUGCGCAUCAAGAAGAUCAUGGACCAGCGCGCCAACAUGAGCGCCGACCUGGCCGAGGUCCUGCGCAUCCAGCACGCCCACGGCCUCCAGAUGGCCACAGCCCUCGCCGAGCAGCAGCAAAAGGCUAGCGAGUUCAUGGACAAGAAGUGGGCCUCGAUCGACUCCCUCGCAAACGCCGCGGCCGAGAAGGAGAAGCAGGCAGCCAGCGUCAAGUGGCUCGAGCACGAGAUCCGCCGCCUCACGCAGAAGAUGAAGAUGAAGCACAUGCAGAAGGACGAGGACCAGAAACGCCUCGAAGCCGCGCGCGCCAGCCACGAGGCCCGCCUCAGGCGCGUGCAAUACGCCCUCCGCAAAGCCGAGCAGUUCAAGAAGAUGCAAGACGACCUGGCCGCCAAAGCCGCGCCCGCGAAUGAGGCCGGCGCGCAAGAAAGGCUGGACGACCUGCACUCCCAAGUCUCCGCCCUCCGCGACUCGCUCGAGAACCCCGAUCCCACCCGCUCCCAGGAACACCUCGACGUUGAUGCCGACCUGCUCGAACGCCACACGGCCGAGAUUGCAACCCUCGAGGAGGCCUUUGAGGCCAAGCAGCAGGCCGACAGCCGCGACCACUACAUUGCACGCUCCGUUCUGCCGCAAGUGCUCAAGAAGCCGCUCCCCACACCCUACACGCUGGAGGGCGUGAGCGUCAUGUGGGCCGACAUGCAGGACGCCCUGUACGCGGCCGGUGCGUGGCCCGAAGCCAUUGAGCACGAGACACUUGCCAUCAACAGGAUCAGGGACUCGACGGCGUAUCUGUCGGCCGAGGAGUUUGAGAUUGAGAAGCGCAACGAGGUCAGCAGAAUCCUUGCUGCGCUGAGACCAGAGGAGCUGCAGGAGACCGACGAGGACAAGACGCAGCUGUACUCCAGACUCGAGGAGCCGGAGCAGAAGACGGGCGUGCUGGGGAUGCUGGCCAAGGUGAAUCCGUUCAAGAGCGCGAGCGCGUAG
Molecule: messenger RNA, 1527 nt
Organism: Didymella exigua CBS 183.55
Lineage: Eukaryota; Fungi; Ascomycota; Dothideomycetes; Pleosporales; Didymellaceae
Exons: 2
Coding region: 1-1527 (508 amino acids)
Biological process (GO): positive regulation of mitochondrial DNA replication; DNA recombination
Cellular component (GO): nucleus; mitochondrial large ribosomal subunit
Molecular function (GO): structural constituent of ribosome; single-stranded DNA binding; DNA strand exchange activity
Source: RefSeq, a predicted model, not a curated record